CUCAUCCCUUUUCUGCUCAAGAUAUUCACCUUUAUCUUCUCAAUCUUCACCAUCACUCAUUUGUACCAAAACCAAAACACACAUUAAAUAAUACUCCACACACAUCCUCAUUGCAUUUGGAGGCAGAGAUGGAUCAAAACCCUAGCUCUUCAAGGAUGGUCGUAGACAGAAAAACUAUAGAGAAAAACAGGAGAAAUGAGAUGAAGGCUCUCUACAACAAGCUCAACUCUCUAAUCCCUCCUCAAUCAAGGCCUAGGGAUAUGGUUUCGCUGCCGGAUCAGCUACAAGGAGCGACGAACUACAUAAAGAUGCAGGAGGCUAAAUUGGAGAAGAUGAAGCAGAAGAAAAACUGCCUUGUUUGGAGCAAAGGAGGGCCUAAUAAUUUACCAAACAUCGAUGUCCGAGUAAUGGGUUCAGACCUACAAGUGGUGCUCAUAACUGGACUCAAUUCUCAAUUCAUGUUCACUCAGAUCAUACGGCUCUUGCAUGAACAAGGAGCUCAAGUUGUCGAUGCUAGUUUUUCUGUACACAACGACACCGUUUUCCACACUAUUCAUUCCCAGAUUGGAGAUCAGUUUGAACAGAAUCAUGCAGCUGCAAGGAUUUCAGAGAGAUUGCAGAAAUUUGCCUAUGAUUGUAUUUAAAUAUUUAUUCAAGGAGCUGUUAAUUAUUGUGUGAUUUGAGAAGAAUUUGGUGUAAGGCUCUAGUCUCUUCUUCUAGACAGCUCAUUAAUUUGAUUUUAUUCUUGCCA
Salvia splendens (bonfire salvia) is the source of this 751-nucleotide messenger RNA. RefSeq names its product transcription factor bHLH162. The transcript has 3 exons. The record is from RefSeq and is a predicted model, not a curated record. Gene Ontology annotation, molecular function: DNA-binding transcription factor activity, RNA polymerase II-specific; protein dimerization activity; RNA polymerase II transcription regulatory region sequence-specific DNA binding. Gene Ontology annotation, biological process: regulation of transcription by RNA polymerase II. Bases 129 to 644 code for a protein of 171 amino acids. Lineage: Eukaryota; Viridiplantae; Streptophyta; Magnoliopsida; Lamiales; Lamiaceae. Gene Ontology annotation, cellular component: RNA polymerase II transcription regulator complex.